Messenger RNA from Phyllotreta striolata, 3592 nucleotides. The record is from the annotation of a GenBank genome assembly. Lineage: Eukaryota; Metazoa; Arthropoda; Insecta; Coleoptera; Chrysomelidae.
UUGUGAGUUGUGAUUAUGAAAAAAACUAUUUCAGUUAUUUCUACGCAAUUAGAGUAUUCCAACAGAUUUUACGUUUAGAUUCGCACUAGAUUUAACGCAAAAAUGAAUAUGAACAAAAUGUUACGCUCUUGGAACAGCGAAUAUUACGUUGCCCUAGAAUGCAAAGACCUGCAAGCGAAUGCUAUGGCAGUAGAUUCUACGGGCACGUUCGUUUUAUUAGCCGGUCGAAGAUUUUUAGCUGUAACCGAUCUCGAUUCAGAUUUUGUUGUACACAAGUUCCCCAGACAAAGCAAAUACGCUGUAGGCGCUGCAGAAUGGAAUCCCACGAGUUUUCACAAGGAAUUAUGCGUUAUAUCGAGCAAUCAACGAUUGGAAGUGUUAACAUGGAGAACGGAAGAAUUGAUACAAAACUUCUCCGUCCGGGCUCACACGAGGGUGAUAACGGACUUGAACUGGCACCGGUUCGAUCCCAACAUUUUAGCUUCGUGUUCGGUGGACACUUUCAUUCAUUUGUGGGACUUGAGGGAUUCCAGAAAACCCACUUUAUCGCUAUCUGCAGUAGCGGAAGCAUCGCAAGUACGAUGGAACAAGAUCUCCCAUCAUUUGCUAGCGACAGCCCACGAAGGGGAUAUAAAAGUGUGGGAUCAGAGAAAAGGCACCGCUCCCGUUCAGUAUAUAGCCGCUCAUUUAGCUAAAAUCCACGGAUUAGAUUGGUCUCCGACUUCUGAGAAUCACAUCUGCUCGUGCAGCCAAGAUAACACUGUCAAGUUUUUCGAUACGACUAACAAUCGUAGGCCCGAAUGCGUACUGACCACUAAUGCACCAGUGUGGAGGGCCAGGUACACUCCUUUUGGUACUGGAUUGGUAACUGCAGUCGUUCCGCAGUUGAGAAGAGGAGAAAACAGCCUUUUACUAUGGAAUACCGCGAACCGUAAUACUCCGGUGCAUACAUUUGUGGGUCACAGAGAUGUCAUAUUGGAUUUCGAAUGGAAAAAGCAACAUCCGGACGAUACAGACUUUCGAUUAGUGACCUGGUCCAAAGACCAAGCGUUGUUAGUUUGGAAAAUAGACAAUUACCUUCAGAAACUGUGCGGCUUCGAACCGAUCGAAUCCAAAGAUCCAUUCAAAUCUCACGAAUACUCGGAAAACUUCAGGUUUUUCAAAAAAACAUCGCCGAAAGUCCAGCCGCUCCAACAAGAAUUCUCCCUGCUGAACAUACACAUACCGAAUUUAACGAUAUUGAAAAUGGACGCGGUGGCUCGACACGUCCUCGUCAAAGCGACUAUUAACAAUUUCGUGGCAAUUCUGAAGGUCAACUUUCCCAGCGCCUAUCCUCACGGCGUGCCCCCCGGAUUCGAGGUCGUGAAGGAAGGCUCCAACAUCGGCGAUUCGAUAGCCGCGCAACUUCUCCAAAUGCUGACGCAUCUAGCGCUGCAGAGGGUCUCGAAGAACCGAACCUGCUUGGAAUCCUGCCUGCGACAGAUGGUCACAACCCUCGAACAGCUAUCCAGCGACACGGAAAACAAACGGGUCUACACCAGACCCUACAUGGAUCCUCACAACAUAUUCAACAACAGCGACGUUUACAUCCCGUUCCCGAGAACGUCAGGCGCUAAAUUCUGCUCGGUAGGAAUGCUAGUGUGCUUCGGGCAACCGGUGCACGCCAGAAGAUUAUCGAUGAAAGCCGAUAUAUCCCCCAGGACGGUGUCUUCCACCCCCAGGGCGCUCUCGGCGCUGGAGAACACCUAUUCGAAGAGACCCGACGACUACAUGACGGUGUCGGCCUUCUACUACCAGCGACAGCGGUCCAGAGCCAAGCAGAAUUACAUGAAGUUCUCGAAGGCCAUCGUGCACAUAUACGACGCCUUGGGGCUGUUCUUUGUCAACAAGCAACUGGCCGAGGAGUACAUCCUGGACGGGGACGUGGGGACGAUUUGCAAGCACAACGCCGCCGCCGCCGCCGUGGUGGGACGAUGGGACCUCGUGCAGACUUGGACGCUGGCCGAGUUGGUCGCCGGGCCCCAGCAGGCUGACGAGGAAAACUCGUGGAGCAACCAUCCGUUCGGGAACAAAUUAAUGGAGUCUUUAAUCAGCGAUUAUGCGUCCCAACACGAUAUUCAAAUGGCAGCUAUGCUUUGUUGUAUAUUCGGUAAAGAACACGACGUAUCCGUAAGAAAGUCCUCGUUGAAAUCGUUAUUAUCUCCGGUGCAACUAGUACCUGGGAAAAAGUGGUUGAAGCCGGAAUCCUCGCCUUACCACACUAUACCCCCAGCUGACAUCGUAGCCGAUGGCUGGGUACUCCCUAUGCUUCGCACCACCCGAUCGACGUCCCUGGACAACCUCACCAUCGAAGGACCGCUCAAAAUACCCGCCCCCAAAACGGCCCCGAACUCCCUCUAUGAAUACUACAAAACGGCCUACGCGGAGACCCUGCACCGCUGGGGCCUGAUCUACCACCGCACGGAGGUGCUGAAGUUCAUGUGCGCCACGCCCGAAGUCCACAAAGGCGUGGAGUUCAUAAGCGAUUGCAAGCACUGCAUGAAACCGGCGAAGUUCGGCAGCUGCGGCUCCUGCAAGAAGCUGACCCUGAAGUGCGUGAUUUGCCACCUAUCGGUGAGAGGUUCGGCGAACACGUGCGUGCUGUGCGGCCACGGGGGCCACUCUAAGUGCAUGAAGUGGUGGCUGUCGUUCCACGACACGUGCCUGAGCGGCUGCAGGUGCAAGUGUUUGAUGCAGACGGCGGGUAUGCUGUGUCCCUAGCGUUGCGGCACGUUGACUGGCGGGCCGAGUGUGAUAAGUUCUAAUACAAUGUGAUACUGAUGCUGUUGGAAUGCCGUUGGGCGCGGGUCUUGGAAGCGUUUCUUGGCUGAUGAACGAAUCUCCGGUUUGGAUUUUAAUUAAUUGAUUAGCACAAAUGUUUACGAGCGUGUUGGUAUUGUCGAUUUUCGGAUGGUGGAUUUUGUGUUGCGGAGUCUCGAAGCGCUCUAUUUUUAAAUGUGAUUUUUAAUUGCCAAAUUUCUUCUGUUAUCUUUUGGAAAAUUCAGUAAUUUAUUUGAUAUCUGCAAUAAUUUAAAAGUACUGAACUUACGAUUACUAUCUGUAGAUACUAUUUAUUAGUAAUUUUCUUAAACGAUCUAGGGAAUUAUUACCAGGGUGAAAUUUUGUAUAAAUUUUAUUAGCACUACAUAUAGCACUGCUAUAUUGGUUCGAGUUAUCCUUACUUUUCAGUAUUUUCAUUGUAAUAAGUGUAGUUGUGUUGUUAGAAUAAGAAGAAAUAAUUUUUUAGGAACAAAAUGUUUGUACUUACACCUAAGUGCAUAAAAGUUUGCGAUAUGGUCAUUUCUAUGAGUUGAACAAAGAACGAUUACUAAAAUAACAGUUGUUAGAGUGAGAAAGUUGCAAUUAUACAAUAUCACUCUUUUUUCUUUAUAAGUAUGCACCAGUAGUCUAUAUAAUCUAUAUUGCAAACUAAAAUGGGUCAACCUGUAUAACUUUUUUAGUGACAAAUUUAAUUUAAACAGUAUACUAAAUUAAAUCCGUUUAUUUCAUUUGUUUAUUUAUUUGGUGCUUUUUUAGGAAAUGUUAACCUAAU